Molecule: messenger RNA, 2098 nt
Organism: Nerophis ophidion (straightnose pipefish)
Lineage: Eukaryota; Metazoa; Chordata; Actinopteri; Syngnathiformes; Syngnathidae
Gene: c1galt1c1
Product: C1GALT1-specific chaperone 1
Exons: 2
Coding region: 235-1329 (364 amino acids)
Molecular function (GO): N-acetylgalactosaminide beta-1,3-galactosyltransferase activity
Source: RefSeq, a predicted model, not a curated record
AGCGGUCGAAUCGCACAUGCAGUGCGGCAAGCAUAAAAUCGCGGCAGAGAGUCAAAAACAAACACCGGCCAUGUCUGAGUUCUGCGAGCAACAACUGCCGCUAGCAGCACUGACCUGAUACAAAUCUUCGGCGGGACAGCAACAUUGAAAUCCCAGGUGUUAUGGAUCUUGCACACUGUGGUGAAACAUCCAUCCUACACCUCAAAUGACGGGAUUGGUGAUCUUUUUCGUGUGAUGUUUCCUGAUUCUCAGGUUGCUAAUACAUUUUCCUGCGGAAAGGAUAAAACAGCAUAUAUUACGAGACACGGAUUAGCACCUCACAUCCAAAACCUGCUCUUCGACCAAGUCAAUGGGACUCGACCAGCCAAGAUGUUGUCCGAAGGGGGCUCCUUUGUGAAGGGGAUGGCCUUGGGAGCGGUCUUCAGCCUGACGCUGGCCAUCCUCAGUAGUUUCAGCCCCAGCGCCCAGUCUGGGUCGGAGGAGAACCACCAUCGCCACCACCACGUCCAGGCGCCUAGCAACGACGAGCUCAGGCGCCUCUCGGACCUGGAGGCUCAGGAACUGAACCACCAAGUCCGCGUGUACUGCGUCAUCAUGGUCCAGCCCAAGAUUCUGGAACACUGGGCCACCGCCGUGGACACGUGGAGCAAACACUGCGACAAAGCCGUGUUUUACACCUCGGAGUCCUCUAAGGCUCUGGAGGCGGUGGACCUGAACGAAAAAGACGACUGGGCGCGCUUGCAAAAAGCUCUGAAGCACGCUUACGAGAACGCCGGGGACCUGCGCUGGUUCUUCAUCGCGCAGCCCACCACCUUCGCCAUCAUCGAGAACCUCAAGUACCUGCUGCUCACCAAGGACCCCGGCGAGCCCUUCUACAUCGGCAACGCCGUCAAGUCCGGCGAGCUGGACUACGUGGCGUACGACAGCGGCAUCGCCCUCAGCUACGAGGCUCUCAAAAGGCUGGUGCGGGUUUUCCAAGAUCAAAACAAGUGUCCCCAGACCAGGCAAGGCCUGUGGCUCCUGAGCGAGGACAAGCAGCUGGCUGUGUGCCUUAGGCAAACCGGCGUGUUCGCCGAAAAUGGCGAGGACGUGCACGGCAAGGGCCUGUUCAACAGCAGGAGCGUGGAGACGUUGAUCAAGGAGAGCAUGAAGGACAACCCCGGCAAUGUGGUGGAAGGCUGCUGCUCCGACAUGGCCGUCACAUUCGGCGGGAUGUCGCCCAAUCAGAUGCAGGUGAUGAUGUACGGCGUCUACAGACUGCGUUCUUUUGGCCACGAUUUCUACGACUGGUUGACGUUUGACCCCCCGGAAGGUUCCGAAAACGACUAGAUCUUUGCUUUUAAUACUAGCUCCUUGUAUGGGAAGAUGGUUUUUCUAAUGUGGACUUAUCUAAUUGGAUCUUCGGUGGGGGGGGGUUUAGGUUUUUACAAGUUUUCUACAUUUUGCACUCUUUGCUCCCAGUUCCUGUGGUGGUAACAGUCCAUGGGCACACCGUCCUUUUCAACGAAGACAACAAUGUGACUUGCGCUUAGGCUACGGCUUUUUUUUUUUUUUUAAAUGUGUUUCCGUCCUUGUGUGAUCCUAAAGCUGAACCUUUGUGUAGACCUACCAAAUAUGUCACGUUUUACUUGUUUUCUGGCCUAAUUUAACAAAAAGAAGAGGGUUCUGCUCUGGAAGUUUCCUGGUACUGAUUGGGGACAAUGUCUUAUACAGAAGGUAACACUGUAUUUUUGCCUCGUUACUUCCGCCCGAUUGUAGCUGAGAUAGCCGCCAGCGACCCCAAAAGGGAAUAAGCGGUAAAAAGUGGAUGGAUACUAUGAGAAUCCUGUGUGUGACGAAAGCAUUAAGGAGUAGGACUAGCGUGCUCAAACAACCACCAGGUGGCAUCUGUGAGCAGAUAGCACUUUCUCUGUGGGAAAGGGUCGGUAAUGCUUUCAACACUCCCACACUAAAUGAAGGAAAAGUCCAAAAUACAGUGUUGCUACUGUCGAAUCUCUAUUUUUUUUGUAAGUUUGUGUGGAAUCCUCCUUACUGGAUAACCUGUACUUGAAAAUGACAAUUAUUUAAGAAAUGUAAUAAAAGUGAGAAAACAUGCCAA